This is a messenger RNA of Chrysoperla carnea, 4038 nucleotides long. RefSeq names its product ankyrin repeat and BTB/POZ domain-containing protein 2. Gene Ontology annotation, molecular function: protein heterodimerization activity; structural constituent of chromatin; DNA binding. Lineage: Eukaryota; Metazoa; Arthropoda; Insecta; Neuroptera; Chrysopidae. Gene Ontology annotation, cellular component: nucleosome. The transcript is spliced from 9 exons. The record is from RefSeq and is a predicted model, not a curated record. Bases 73 to 3900 code for a protein of 1275 amino acids.
GUGAUUCUGCGAUUGAUUUGUGUGUGAGAAUUUUUAAAGAUGUGAAUACUAGAUGCGUGAGUGUUCGCCGAUAUGAGUCAGCCAUGCGGCGGCACGCCACCCCCUGCUGGUGUACCGUUAGGAUGCCCAUGGGCUGGUGUAGCACCCUUAAGUCCAUUGUGUAUUACUGAUGCUGGCCAUGAAAUUGUCCGACCAAAACCAAGAAGACCUUCUGGUACCUUACGAAAUGAAAUAUCACCGCACACAUCAACCGAAUGUAACAAUCCAUGUAACUCAAAUAGUUCACCAAGUUACACAAAACAAUUAUCGAGCUACCAUCAUAAUUUACAACAAAAUACCUCCUCAACAGUGAGCACACCACCAUCCGGGCGGGUUCAUACACCCGCCAAUCUAACACAAAUCCAAUCACCACUAUUAUGUACACCUGAAACAAUCAACAUUGAUCUAAGUCCAACAUCUUCGUCGACAGCCCAUAAUCAUAGUCUAAAUGACAAACAAAAUAUUACGCAAACUUCUUCAACGACAAACGAUGCAAAUGUUGUUACCAACAAUGAUGUGGGUGGUGCAACAGAUAUACCUGACGGUCUGGUUUCAUUGAAUCAACGAUCUGGUGGUGCAAGUGAUUCCACAUCAGUCGUUGGCUUACAGAAACAAACAAGAAGCAAUAUUGUUAUGGAACCAGAACGAGAUUUAACACCGAGUAAAAUGUCCUCAGUUGCACAUACAAGUGCAAUAGCAACGUUGAAUCGUAUACCAUCAUCGAUACCAGAACGAACACCUGCUUCGAAUGGGCCUAGACCGCAUCAUCAUUUAAGUGUGCAAGAAUUAAGAUUACAGCACCGCGUUCGUGAAUGUAACAGUUCAUCAGAUGACAAUCGAUCUUCUGGCCAUGCAAGCAUGUCUGACACAGGUCACAGUUCACCACGUGGUGCGUCACAGCGAUCAAAUCGUACAGGGAGAACUGGAGCUCAAGCUCACGGACAAAGAGCACGACAUCGGGCAACUCCUGCCAAGUUUCAUGCAGGAGGUGCUCCUUGGGCCGGAGCUGGAGGUGGAUGUGGUUUAGAUGAUAUACGACGAGCAAUUCAGCAAUUAAGUCUACGUUCACAUACAAGCACUAGUAGCACCCAUUCUAGUGCUGGUAGUGAUGGUUCAGAGCGUCCACAUGCUGGAAAUGCUGUACAUCGUCUAGUAAGACAUUCAUCGUUGGAAACAAUUAAUACAAACGUAACGUCUGCUGAUGAGUUUGUCUGGGUUGAUUCUCAUAAUCGACUUGUUGAGUUACAACAUUUACCAUGGACUCAACAAUGUGUGCAAAGAGUUUUAAGAUCAGGUCGAUGUCGUGAACAUUUACAUCGUAUUAGUUCGGAAGCAAUACCACGACUUAGUUAUUUAUUACAACGUGCUUUAAUACGUGUAGGUCGAGAAAUUCAACGAUUAUCAUCUGCCACAGGACUUUGUUCAAAACACGAAGUGGCUUCAGCUUUCAAAAUUGUUUUAUGUCCACCAUUAGCUGAUUCCUGCAUUAAGGCAUGUUUACGAGCAGCAACAAUGUUUGCAGUAUCAGGUGAUUGUGUGCUUCGACAAAGUAAAUCUUCCCGUGCUGGCUUGCAAUUGCCAGUUGGUAGAUUUCACAGAUGGAUGGCAGAUGUCCGUUUAGGAAAAUUUAUUCAUGAAUAUGCAGCUGUAUAUUUAUGUGCUGGCAUGGAAAACCUUUUAGAAGAAAUAUUAAUGCAAUGUUUACCAAGUGACUUAGAGGUUAAUCUAACAGCUACAAUUCUAGAACAUGGAAUUGCGAAUAAUGGUGAUUUGUGGGGAUUACUUCAACCAUAUGCUCAUUUGAAUGCUGGACGAAUUGCUACUGGUGUGCUAGCAAUGCCAAGAUGGGCAUCUGCUUCAAGUCUCGGAUCUGGUUCAGGUAGGGAUUCUGGACGUGGUUCAGGUCCUUCUGAGCCAUCUUUACUGACAACUUGCGUUGGAAGUUUAGUUGAACUACAAGAAUUAGUUGCAAGACUUCGGCCAAGAAUCCCAUUAAGUCGAGCUGCAAUUCAAACAUUAUUUUAUUUUAUGAGAUGUUCUCAAUUGGAACAUGCCGAACAAGGUACACCAGGAACUAUUCAAGAACUUUGUUAUGAGAGAGCUUAUGUUGUAUUACCGCCAUUAGUUGAAUGGUUACGUGUAGCAGCAGCUUUUGGAGAACAUCGUCAAGCUAAUUCGUUAGAUCGUGACGAUGUAUUACAGGCAGCGCGAUUAUUGUUACCUGGUGUUGAUUGCCCACCUCGUCCUAUUCUUUACCCCGAAGAAUUAGGAUCGACGACUGAAUUAGCUUUUAGAUUUUUACUAGGGGGGAAUAUUCAACAAGCAUUAACAUUACUCCCAGCAACGACUAGGCUGGAUACUGUAAAUAGUAACGGAUAUACUGGUCUUAUGCUAGCUGCAAUUCAAGAUGAUGUACAAAUUGUUACUCAACUUCUUGAUGCUGGAGCAAAUCCCGAUAUUGAAACACCCGGUCCUUCAGAGAAUCAACAUUGGACAGCAUUAACAUAUACAGCAUCACUUGGACAUUGCAGAACUGCAAGAUUACUUUUAGAACGUGGUGCUUGUGUUGAAGGUGGUGCUCGAUUGAGUGAGGAACGUUGUACUUUAACCCCACUUCAAGUAGCUAGUGGAAGUGGCUGCUUAGAAAUGGUUUCUUUACUUUUAUCACAUGGUGCACAUGCAUUUCUAUCAACUUUACAACGCGAUUCAAUGUGUUAUUCAGGAUCUGCACAACGCGGUUGUUACACAGCAAUAUCCGUAGCAGCUGCGCAUGGUAAGCGAGCAAUUCUACGGCGCUUAGUAGCGCAACCACCAUCUCCACCACGUGGUGAUGUACUCUCAUUAGAAGAAAUGUUAGCUGAAGGUUCGUCAAAUACAGAACGUACAGCCGAACCAAGUAAACCACAGUUAAGGGCUUUACAAGAAGCUAUGUGCCAUGGAACGGAAGCAGAUCAUUUAGAUGUGGCUUUAGAAUUAAGAGCACUUGGUGUAUCAUGGACAUUACAUUGUUGGAUGCAUGCAUUAAGUGUCGCUUUGCAACAACGUUUAGAUUGUGUUAUUGAUCAAUUAUUACAAGAUUUUCUACAAGUGUGUCCGGAUGAUUACAGUUCCCAAUUUGUUCAAGAGUGUUUACCAUUAUUGUUUAACAUUUUUAGGUAUAGCAAAAAAGAGGGUACAAUAUUGCUUCUCGCUGAUAUAUUUUGUACAUGUUUUGGUUGGGAAGCAAUUAAACCCAUACACGAUCCUGCACCAUGUCCAGUAUCGGGUUCACGAAUUGAUCCAAAAUUUGUAAAUAAUCCUGAACUAAGUGAUGUUACCUUCCGUGUUGAAGGACGUGUAUUUUAUGGUCACAAAAUUGUCUUGGUUACUGCAUCACCACGAUUACGUGCAAUGCUUAGUUCAAAACUAUGUGAAGGUAGCCCACCAGUCGUUCAAAUAAAUGAUAUACGAUAUCAUAUCUUCCAGAUUGUAAUGCAAUUUUUAUAUCAAGGUGGUUGUCAAGCUUUAGAGCCAGCACCAGGAGAUAUUUUAGAAUUAAUGGCGGCUGCAAAUUUCUUCCAAUUGGAUGGAUUACUUCGAUAUUGUGAGGCCCGAUGUGCGGCUAUGCUUGACUUGGAUAAUGUUGUUUCAAUGUAUAUACAUGCUAAAGUUUAUAAUGCUCAACAAUUAUUAGAAUACUGCCAAGGAUUUUUAUUACAAAAUAUGGUCGCUUUAUUAACGUACGACGAUUCUGUAAAACGUUUACUAUUUUCCAAAAAAUUACCCAAUCAUGAUGUUCUUGCCGGCUUGCUUACAACAUUACAAACACGAAUCAAGGCUCGUUCUUCUGCUAAACCUGCUUCAACUACACAUUUAAGAUAAUAAUAUUAGAGCUUACCUGCCCCUUUCCUCCCACAAUAAUAUAUUCCAAUUUAUAUAAUUCGCAGUUAAAAUCAACCAAAUGGUGUCUGUUUUCUAAUUUCAAAUUGUAAUUUGUAAUUUUAUAGACAGAUUAAUUAA